Fusarium sp. VM40 is the source of this 693-nucleotide messenger RNA. Lineage: Eukaryota; Fungi; Ascomycota; Sordariomycetes; Hypocreales; Nectriaceae. The record is from the annotation of a GenBank genome assembly.
AUGGGUUCUACUGCGUCGCCUGCCGAUAUGCCUAAACUUACACUCUACCGAGCCAACGGAGCAUGCUCUCUUGUUCCACACGCUCUUCUCCGGCAUUUCAAAAUCCCCUUCAACGCCGUCCUGAUUAAAGGUGGCCCCGAUGGAGCUGAAGCAGCAGACGGGAGUUUCACAAAUGCCCAAUAUCGCUCCAUCCACCCCAGAGGCUACGUCCCCGCCCUGGCCGUCGACAACGAAGUCAUCACCGAAAUGCCCGCCAUCCUCACUUUCAUAGCCUCACUGAUCCCGAAUGAGAACCUUUUAGGGGUGACCCCAUUUCAGCGUGCGAAAGUGCUGGAGUGGCUGGUUGUCUUAUCGGGCACGCUGCACGGUAUUGGCUACGGACCUGUUCUUCGGCCAGGUCGCUUCAGCGAUGAUACAGCCCACCAUGAUGCCAUCAAGUUCAAGGGGGUGGGAGUGGUCAGAGAGUGCUUUCAGAGGAUCGAUGAUCAGUUGAAGAGCUGUGAGUUUAUGGUUGGACAGGCCUUGACAAUCGUUGAUUUCAAUAUCUAUAUUUUUGCGCGUUGGGCACAUAGAGCAGACAUUGAUGUGAAGACGGAGUAUCCUCAUUACUUUGAACAUCUCCAGAGGACGGAGAAGUUGCAUGGGGUGAAAGAAGCUGUUGAGGCUGAGGAUCUCAAGCUUGAGUUUACCUAG